CAAAUUCGUCAACAGUCUCAGAAGCUAGUCCAAACUAGUGGGAGGUUGUGUACACAAACAAGAAAAAAGGGUUCAAUCAGUGAUGGCCCGUGGUAAGGUCCAGAUGAGGAGGAUAGAAAAUCCGGUGCACCGCCAGGUAACCUUCUGCAAGCGGCGAAUGGGCCUGCUCAAGAAAGCUAAGGAGUUGUCUGUUUUAUGUGAUGCUGAUAUUGGUGUCAUUGUGGUCUCCCCUCAUGGCAAGAUUUAUGACUUGGCCACCAAUGGGAACAUGCAAGGCUUGAUCGAGAGGUACAGAAGCUAUUCAGAAAUGCAUAGUGAAAGUGAACAGAACAAAACUCAGGCAAUACAACAAGAGGUAUUAGCAUUAACGCGUGAAAUUGACCUCUUUCAAAAGGGUUUAAGGUACAUUCAUGGAGAGAAAGAUACGAAACACAUGAAUCUUGGUGAGCUCCAAGCCCUUGAAAAUAAUCUUGAAAUGUGGUUACAUAACAUUCGCUUCCAGAAGAUGCAGAUCAUGUCUACGGAGAUUGAGAUGCUCCGAAACAAGGAAGGCAUAUUGCAGGCUGCCAAUGACACACUUCAAGAAAGGAUAAUUGAGCAGAACAGGAUUCUGAAUUUCAGCGGCACCGUGAUGAUACCGCAAGCACCAUUCCAGCUAAACAUGGAGAGUGACUGCUAUCUAUAGGCAAAGCUGCUGACUGCCGUCCUACCAAGUGAUCAAAUCAUCUCAUCAAUGCUGUUUCCAGUUCAACCAGGCUAUCAUACUGGGGCCUCAGAUCGUUCAUAUCU
Molecule: messenger RNA, 789 nt
Organism: Panicum virgatum (switchgrass)
Lineage: Eukaryota; Viridiplantae; Streptophyta; Magnoliopsida; Poales; Poaceae
Product: MADS-box transcription factor 26-like
Exons: 7
Coding region: 83-685 (200 amino acids)
Biological process (GO): positive regulation of transcription by RNA polymerase II
Cellular component (GO): nucleus
Molecular function (GO): DNA-binding transcription factor activity, RNA polymerase II-specific; RNA polymerase II cis-regulatory region sequence-specific DNA binding; protein dimerization activity
Source: RefSeq, a predicted model, not a curated record